AAUUAACUAAAAAAACAUCGUAAUGAUACUUAAUAUUUUUGUUUGCUUUAAUGAAAGAGUUAUAGAUGAAUUAACUACUUAAGUUCAGUUUAAAAAAUUAAAAAUUAUUAAUUGAAUACAAGUUUAAAAAUCAGUUACAUUAACUAUUUAUAUAGUUAAUUGAACUAAAAAAUAUUUAACAUAACUACUUAGAGAUAUUUAUAAUAACUAUCUAUUGGUGUUGUAGUAACUCCGAAAAAAUAGUUAAAGCGCUAUUUAACUGUCAUUUUAUAGUUAGAUUUACUGGAUUUUUCUCUCAGUGUAAGAGCAAUGACGUUUCAUAUUACCUAUGUACAUAGAAGUAAAGGAAUAAUUACAAUUACUUUGUCCCUUACCCUUGACUUACGUCGUACACAGAUUUACUUUAACAAGAUAAUAGUGUAAUAAUUUAACACUUUUUAAAGUGAAGCAUAAAACUACUAUCAAACAGCUUGGGGUGCUUGCUAUUUGUUAUUUACCUCAAGACCGCAAUAGUGAUAACAAAUAUUCUACAAUGUAUCGAAUAUUUAAUAAAACAGGGCGAUCGCGGGUGUCUCUUCUUGAUCGUCCAUUAUUUUUGAUAGUGACCGUUGGAUUUAUUUGGUCUUUAAUUUCAAUAAAUGAUGCGUCUGUUAUCGAUACUGCACGAAACAAUGUGGUGACAAAUAAAUGCAUGAGUACCGCAUGUUCUGUAGAGCGUUCAGAAACCGCCGCACGAAUCAUAAGAUACCGAGAUGAUACUAUAAAUCCUUGUAAUAAUUUUUACCGAUUUGCUUGCGGGAAUUACAAAAAAACUGAUAAGUCAAAUGAUUAUGAUCACCUUAUGUCACAAAAAAUUGUUCAUUUUGAAAAGCAGAUCAAAGAAGGAAUCUCUUCUGACUUUGAGCCCUACAAACUUAUCGAUGAUAUUUACAAAAUAUGCAUGAACAAAGAGGCUAGGGGACAACAAGGUUUAGAUCUUAUGAAGAGAAUCAUUAAGACUUUAGGAAACUGGCCGAUUUUGGAAGCCGACAAUUGGAAGGAAUCUGAAUUCGAUUGGAUCGAUUUUAGUGGCAAUGCAAAAAAAGUCGGUUAUGGUAUAAAUUAUUUCUUAGAUUGGCAUUCUUUUUUCACGUUCCGUAAUAAUAAAUAUGGUUUAAGAUAUGCUGUCACAAUGAAUCCAUACUAUUUUGAUCUUUCAAUGGGAACAGAAACCAUAGAGAAAAAAGAAAUGUACGCCGACUAUAUGCUUGAAAUAGCACGAUCUCUUGGUGCAAAUAAUGGAGAGGUCAUACAACAAUUGAAGGAAGCCUUUGAAUUCGAGAAUAAAUUUAAUGAGAUUAUUUCAAGAGAUAUUUCAUCUGAUAUGAAUGAUAACAUUACUGGUGUCGAUAUUAAUAUUCAAGGGUUACAAAAGCAAUGGCCGAGUAUCGAUUGGAAAAGAUUUAUUGAUAAAUCCCUAAUUCCCUUUGUGGACAAGAAUGAAGAGCCUAUUUUAACUGUAAAGAGUUCUACAAUUUUAACAGAGUUUACAAAGCUCAUGGAAAAAACUCCAAAACGUGUACAGGCAAAUUACGCCAUCUGGAAAUUAGUUCAAUAUUCAGUUCCUUAUUUGACUGAAGAAUUUAGGAAAGCGCAAGAAAAGUUCUAUAAACAAGUAGGUUAUGUUGGCAUUCCAACUGAUGAUUAUUGUAUGCAAAGAGUUGAAUCGGCUGCAAGAUUUGCUUAUGUUCAGUAUUACUUGGAUCAACAUAAAAGUAGUCGAGAGACCAUUAAACAAAUGACAAUGGCUUUUAGCGAUCGAAUUAUUAGAAUGAUAAACGAAUCUAAAAUAUGGUGUCAAAAAGCUAAAAUUCAAUCAAUUGAAAUUAUUAAAAAAAUGCCAUUCACGAUAGGGCUAUCGGAAAAAUUCUCUGAUCCGAAGGAACUUAAAAAAUACUACGCGGAUGCCCAAGUUGUUGAAAAUAACUCCUUGCAGACGCUUUUGAACUUGAAUGUAUUUGAAUUUAAAAAAUACUUGAGUGUUAAAGCAAACUUAGAUAUAAUUCCAUACGAUCUUUUUCCGCAGAGUAAAGUAGGCCUUCCAGAUUAUAUUGAUGGGCAAUUACUCAUUUCAACAACUAUGAUAGAUAGUCCUUUGUUUAACUACAAUCGUCCAAUGUACAUGAAUUUUGGUUCAAGUGGUACCUAUUUGGCUAGUAAUAUCGCCUCAGAUAUAUUUUACGUCGGAAUGAAUUACUUAGUUGGGAAAGAACAACUCGAUUGUUUCCGUCAUCAAAUUGAUGAUUUAACCGAUGAGGCAAUGAAAGAAAAUAUGCUUCGGGAUAGAUUCGAUGUAGAAUUGGUUACCAAGUACAUCGGAUUCCGUACUUCUUGGGCAGCUUAUCAGGAUUACGUUGCCAGAUCGGGAACAGAACCGACUCUUGGAGGAUACACACAGAGCCAAUUAUUUUGGAUAUCUUACGCACAAUCAUUCUGUUCCGAGUAUUUAAAUGUGAAUGAACCACGCAAUAUUUAUUACAAUCAGCUAAAUAUCCUUGAAUACAAAAUGAUGAAAAUACUUUCGAAUAUACCUGAAAUUUCAGCUGAUUUUCAAUGCCCCGUUGGUUCUAAUCUGAAUCAGGAACCCAAAUGUACCUGGUGGUAGUUAAUAUAAUUUGUUUUUUUAACAAUUGUUCCAAUUUACUUAUUUGUUUUAUUCAAUACUGAGAUAAUUAAACGUGGAGUUUUAUAAUUUUGUAAUUACUAAUUAUAAUUAUAAUUUUUGACCAGUAUUCUAUCAGAAAUUUUAAGAAGUUGACAAAAAUCAUUAUGUAGUGAGUUGAUGUAAAACCAAAGAUAAUAACAAAUGAUAAUAACAGAAGAUAAAAAUACUCCUGUUUUUUUAACUACACUCAGAAAAUUAAAUGAUAGGAAUUACCGUCUAGUUAUGGUAAAAAUUUUUACUAUCAAUCCGAUAGUAGUGAAUAUUAUCUAAAUGAUUGUAUAAAUCAUCUAGAUCGUAAUAUUUACCAUAUGUAUGAUAAUUGUUACGAUCCUGUAUGUUAACUAGAGUUAAUUAGUAUUUUUAUUCUAAAUAGUUAUAUUUAUAACCUAGGUGGUAACAGUUAUCAUCAGAAAUUAUAAUUAUUACCAUCCUGAUAGUAACUGUUACGAAAUUUUAUUGCAGAAGUAAAUAUUAUCAUCCUGAUGGUAAAUAUUACCAUUGUGAUAGUAACUGUUAUCAUCCUGAUUGUAACUGUUACGAAAUUUAUUGUAGAAGUUAUCAUCCAAUAAUUAUCAAUCCUAUUAAAAAAAAUUAUAACACUAACUAUUUUUGCAUUUAAAAACGUUCCAAUCAUUCUAGAUGAUUGGAGUUAAAAAUUUAGCAUAAUAAAUACAAUUACUUAAUUUUCUGAGUGUAUAAUACUUACAAACAUAGUAAUCAUUGCCACGUAGCAUGGUGACGCUGAUUUUUUAGCCGCAUUGUUUAUUUGACAGCGCUAGCCAUGCUAGCAUAGGAAUGAUUUCUAUGCUAUAUUAGAAUUAUGACAAUUUCAAUGUAGCUGCUCCAGAUAACAAAAUUAUAUAAAAUUAAAUGUAAAAAAUGGCUUAAUAUAGUUACAUAUAAUUAUAAAUUCUUACAUAUAAUUAUACCGCACACUGAUAGAAGGAUUUAUUUGAGAAUAAUGAACCAGAUUUAUUAAAACUCUUGUGAGAAGAUUCUUUGAGACAAAUAAAUAUUUAUUACAAUUAAGUCAAUCGUUAUUUUAUCUCAAAUAAAUGUUUGUAAUAUUAACAAAGUUUUCUUGACUUGAAUAAAUAUUUGUUCUAACCAUAUAAUAUUUAUUAAUUAAUUAAUUGGCGAAUCUUAUUAAGUCUAACGAAAUCUUUCUAUCAGUGUACUAUUCCUAAUCUAGGCUAUUUUCAGACGUGUUUUCAAUAAUUUUUAGUCUGGUUUUGGUUGCCUCUAGAUCAAAAUCAAACUUUUUUCUUAUAAAGUAUUGUCUUCUUUUGUUUUUAUCCGAACCAAAAUCAGACUUUUACUACUUAUUAUUUUUAUUAGUCUGUUUUUGAUCGUCUUUAGAUCAAAAACAGUUUAAAAUUCUUAUGAAAAUUGAAAGACAGGCCAAAAUCAGAUCAAAUUUUUAGACCCGGUUGGUUACCAUAUAGAAUGGUAAUCAUCAUUUUCUUCUUUUCGUGUAUUGGUAUAUUGUUUAAAAACCAACUACGAGAGGAGUCGCGGCAGUAUUAUGGAUCGAAAUUUAACUAUAAAUAUAUUCCGAUUUGAAUACUUAAUA
Molecule: messenger RNA, 4277 nt
Organism: Microplitis mediator
Lineage: Eukaryota; Metazoa; Arthropoda; Insecta; Hymenoptera; Braconidae
Product: neprilysin-2-like
Exons: 8
Coding region: 533-2644 (703 amino acids)
Biological process (GO): protein processing
Cellular component (GO): plasma membrane
Molecular function (GO): metalloendopeptidase activity
Source: RefSeq, a predicted model, not a curated record